AUGGUAAGAAAAACUGUUAAACUAAUAAUUAUCCCAGUUAUUGAACCAGAAACAAUACAACCUUUUAAACAAAUUCUUGAUUUUAAAAGACCAAAUGAAUUAUCCAAAGUAUUGGUAAGAUCUGAUCAAGAACUUGGUGGAUUCAGUACUGCACAUUUAGAUAUUGUUGAAAAUAAAGUUGCACAUUUCCAUGGGAAUUUAAAUUUAGAUCCACCACCAAAUCGUCCAGAUGUAAUGUUUAGUGGAUAUGCAAUGUUUAGAACCAAGGAUCAAGAAAAUGAUUUAUUUGGUAGACCUAAAUUUUGGGAUUGGGAACCUUAUCAUCAUGUUGAAUUAAGAGUUAAAGGGGACACUAGGAAAUAUUUUGUUAACAUUCAAGCUGAUACUGGAUUAUUAACUGAUAUUUAUCAACAUCGAUUAUUUUUAAAUAAUCCAGGAAAUUGGGAAACUGUUGUUAUACCAAUUGAUGAUUUUAUCUUAACAAAUUGGGGGAAUAUUCAAGAACAAUCUGCUAUUGAAAGAGAACGUAUUAAAACCAUUGGAAUUGGAUUAUUAGAUAAACAAUUUGGUCCAUUCAAUUUAUAUAUUGAUUAUAUUAAAGUAUUAACUCGUGAUGGUGUUUCAACAAGAGUUAAGAGUGAAAUUGCAGCAAAAGAACGUGAAGAGUCUGAUGCUCCUGAUUUUGGGAAUGCUAGAAUUUGA
Molecule: messenger RNA, 702 nt
Organism: Hansenula ciferrii
Lineage: Eukaryota; Fungi; Ascomycota; Saccharomycetes; Phaffomycetales; Wickerhamomycetaceae
Product: CIA30 family protein
Exons: 2
Coding region: 1-702 (233 amino acids)
Biological process (GO): mitochondrial electron transport, NADH to ubiquinone; mitochondrial respiratory chain complex I assembly
Cellular component (GO): mitochondrion
Source: RefSeq, a predicted model, not a curated record